AAUUGCGACGACUUGUUCCUUUCAACUUGUUCAACUUGGUCGGUCAACACAAUGGCAAAGAACAAGUCAAAGUCAAAGUCCUCUGCGACCUCCGCGUCGCAGGGCAGCGGCCUCAACAAGCUCCUCCUGGUUCUCGGUCUCCUCACAGCUCUCCUGAGCUCUGUCGUCUACUUUGUCGAGCAGAACCUGAACCAGUUCUACAUCUUCGACCUCGAUCACCUCGACGAUCUCUCUAAGCGAGCCAUCGCUAAGCACGGAGAGGACACCCGAUCGGUUGUGCAGUACAUCGUCACGGAGCUCAACGAGAAGGUUCCCGAGCACAUCAACCUCAAGGAGGAAUGGGUCUUUAACAACGCUGGUGGUGCUAUGGGUGCCAUGUACAUCAUCCACGCCAGCGUUACCGAGUACCUCAUCAUAUUUGGCACUGCCAUUGGUACUGAGGGCCACACGGGUCGCCACACCGCCGACGACUACUUCCACAUCCUUUCUGGAACUCAGCUGGCUUACGUCCCUGGCGAGUACAAGGCUGAGGUGUACCCCGCCGGCAGCAUCCACCACCUUCGCCGCGGCGAUGUCAAGCAGUACAAGAUGCCCGAGGGCUGCUUUGCGCUCGAGUACGCUCGCGGCUGGAUCCCUCCCAUGCUCUUCUUUGGCUUUGCCGACGGCCUUUCCAGCACCCUCGACUUCCCUACACUCUGGGAUACCACCCGCAUCACUGGUCGCGAGAUGAUCAACAACUUGCUCAAGGGCAAGCUGUAGGGAAAUGCUUAGGUCUUGUGGAAAUGGAAUGACCUUCAGAUCGUAGGGGAUUGUGUGUUUACCAAUCCGGGAGCUUAAAAGAAAUGCAAUAGGCUUGGAUAUUCAAAAAGGGCUUUUGUCGUGGCUGUAUCAUUAGACUUUUCUACUUGGAAAGAUACCAG
Molecule: messenger RNA, 920 nt
Organism: Fusarium verticillioides 7600
Lineage: Eukaryota; Fungi; Ascomycota; Sordariomycetes; Hypocreales; Nectriaceae
Product: C-8 sterol isomerase
Exons: 2
Coding region: 52-759 (235 amino acids)
Biological process (GO): ergosterol biosynthetic process
Cellular component (GO): endoplasmic reticulum
Source: RefSeq, a predicted model, not a curated record